AACAAAUGAGGCGCUGAGCGCAGAGAAAGCCCACCUGGAGCAGCUGCUGAAGAAAGCAGAGGAGCAACAGGAGGGGCUGCAGGCAGAGCUGAGGAUGCUGGCAGAGGAGAAGGCAGAAACCCAAGAGAAACUCAUUGAGGUUCACCGCCAGCAAGAGUCAGCUAGCAGUGGUCUGGAGCAGUUGCGGCAGGAGUCCUCUCGCCAAGGACAAGCACUGGCCAACGUAUCCAAAGAGAAGGAAUUGCUGGCGCACGAGAAGGCUGCCUUAGAGGUGCGACUGGCAGCCACGGAGCGGGACAGACGAGGCCUUGCAGAGCAGCUGGCAGAGGCCAGGGCCGGGAGGGAGACCCUGGAAUCCAGCCUGCUUGAGGCUCAGCAGCGCUUAUGUCAGCUGGAGAUCGCCAGGAGUCAGCUUGAAAUCCAACUUCAGACAGUCAGGCAGGCCAAGGAGGUGAUACAAGGGGAAGCGAAGUGCCUUCAAUGUGAGCUGGAAGCAGAGAGAUCUCUCAUGAAGCAGGAACGGGAAAACAUGGCGCAACAGCUCUUGCGGGCAGAAGAGCAGUAUAACGAUACCCUCAAACUUCGGGAAACGGAUCACGAAGUGGAAAUAAACAAGCUCCUGCAAGAGCUGGCAAGCGAGCGGGAAGGGCACCAUUCAGAACUGCAAGAGAUGCUGCAGAAAUGGGAAAAGGAGAAGGCAGAGACAGAAGGGGAGCACGAGAAGAAGCUGUUUGAUAUGAAGCAGAAAGUUGCUACCAUGGAAGCUGAACAAGAAAAGGAACGAACCAGAGUUGAAAAAGCCAAGCAAGAGGUCCUGCUAGAAAAAGAGAGUGAGAAGGAUGCUUUAUUAGAGACACUACUCCAAACUCAGGGAGAGUUAAGAGAAGCCUGCCAGCAGCUAGAGCAGCUCAGGCAUGAGGUGAAAGAGCAGCAAGAGAAUGGGCAGAACAUCACAGAAAAGCUGCAAGCAGAGCUGCAGGAAACUCAGGGUAAGAUCAAGACAGUGGAAAAGAGGCACAAGGAAGAAAUCAAAACCCUCAAAGAGGAAAUGAAUAUCCUUCUUCAGCAGAGGGAUGUUCUACAAAAACAGGUGGAAGAGUUGACAUCUCAGCUAGCAGCCUCUGAAGAUUCCCAGCAAGUGACUGGCCGCAAAGCUCAGCAAGAUCUGAGUGAGGCUCAGGAACUGUCAAGGCAAAAGGUGCUGGAGGUUGUGCACCUCCAGAAAAUCCUGGAGGAGAAGAGUAGUCAAUGGGAGGAGGUACAACAUCAGAACAAAGAGCUGCAAGUGCGUCUGCGGUCAUUGGAGGGGGAAAGGAGUCAAUGGGAAGAAGUGGAGCGUCACAACACAGAAUUUCAGGCUUUGUUGAAGGUCCUAGAGGGUGAAAAAGACAGGCUGACUCUGUCUCUGGAAGAGAAAGAACUAAGCCUCAGAACCCUGGAAGAAAACAACCUUGCUCAGCACAACGAAGUGUCUCAGCUUCUUUCUGCUAUUCACCAGGCCCAGCAGCUUCAUUCAGACCACAGAAGAGAAAUACAAGAGCUCAACAACCAGAUACAGUCACUGCAGGAAGUAGUGCUGGAGAAAGAGGCUGGCCUGACAACUCGAGAGAAGCAGCUGCUACAGGAUCUGGAGGAGUCCCGAGCAGGUGAACGGUGCCUGAGGGACUCUUUGCACAUGCUGGAGGCUGAGAUGUCUGAGCUACGUUUGAGGCUUUGCAGCACAGAGAACAGAGCAAAGGCAUUGGCGACAGAGUGUCAGCAGGCUAACAGUGCCCACUGUGAAGCCCGAUCCCAGCUGGACAAGCUGCACUUGGUUCUCCAGCGUGUGAUCUGUGAUAGCAGAGACUUAGGCACUUGGAGUUCAGAACAGGGUGAUGUCUGGGGCCUAACUGUUUCUCAGGCCAGGGACCUUCCUGCAGAGCUCACAGUGGACAGAGUGGCAGCAGCCCUACAAGACCUGUGUCAGCACCUGAAGCAGACUCAGCAAGCUCUGAAUGAUGCAAGGAAGAAGACACAGGACUUGGAGCUGGAGCUGAGCAACAGGCAAGCUGAGAGGGACCAUUUCAGUGCCCACAAUCAAGAGCUGCAGAAACAGUUGGCUCAAAGCCAGGAAGAGACACAGAUGGCAGAACACAAGAAGAACUCUCUACAAGCUGCCUUGCAGGAAGAGGCCGCUGCUCUAAAGGAGGAGGCUAUGACUCUACAUCAAGAGGUGGCAUCUUUGGAAAGGAAACUUGAGAGCACUGAGAAGCAAAGAAGGGAUGUCCUGCAUGAACGGGACAGGCUGCAAGCACUUAAAGAAAAACUGGUAUGGGAGAUAAAACUUCUUCAGGAAUCAGUCACAGCCUCCGAAACCCGAGCAAAUGCAGCAACAGAUAGGAAUCACUCCCUUGAACAAGAACUCCAGACUACACUGUCUAUCUUAAAAAUUAAAAAUGAGGAAGUGGAAACACAGUGGGAGAAAAUCCAGAUGCUACAGAAAGAAGCAGCAGAGGUAAAAGCUUUGCAGGAGAGUCUCACUCAUAUGACCGCCAUCAUGUCAGAGAGGGAGGGAGAAAUGAAGUUAUACCAGGAACAGAUGAUAAUGCUGGAAAAGCAGAAAGAAAUGUAUAAAACUACUGUCAGUCAGGUUAUUAAGGACAUAACAGAGACAAAACAGAAGACAGAAUCCCAGCAAGAACACAUACAGGAGCUGGAGAAGCAGCAAGAAAUGCUGAGGACUGCUGUCAGCAACAUGAGCAAAGAGCUAGAAGGGAAGGACCAGGAGGUCAGAUCCCAGCAAGAACUGAUAGCAGAGCUGGAGAAGCACCAAGAAAAGCAGAAGACUAGUGUCAGCAAGGUGACCAAAGAGCUGGAGGAGAGGACCCAGGAGGUCAGAUCCCAGCAAGAACAGAUACGGGAGCUGGAGAAGCAGCAAGAAAUGCUGAGGACUGCUGUCAGCAAGAUGAGCGAAGAGCUGGAGGAGAGAGACCGGGAGAUCCAAUUCCAGGAGGGGAAAAUAAUGAUUCUAGAACGAGACGGUGCAUCACAAGUGAGAAAUCUGCAGGUGGAUCUUGAUCAUAUGAAAGGAAACUUGAAGGAGAAGAAUUUGGAGCUUCUGUCUCUGACCCAGCAGAUCCAAGCGCUGGAAAUGGAGAGAGAACAGGCGAAAUCUCUGCACGCGAGCCUUGGACACCUGAGGGCAGUUCUUAAGGACAGAGAGAGCGAGUGUGAUUCUCAAAGGGAUCAGUUAAGACUCUUGCAGCAGUACAAGGAACAGCAAGAGGGCUACCUGCAAGAGCUUCGUGGUACACUGGAAAAGAUGACCCUUUCUUUAUCUGAAAAGGAUCAAGAGCUUGAGUCGCAACAACAGCAAAUCCGGGAAGCUGAGGAAGUCAUGGAAAUGCAGUUAAGGACUGUCCGUGACCAACUGGAGCAGACCUUAGGAACCUUAAAAGAAAAGGACAGACUCCUAGACAUCCAAAAGCAACAGGCAAGGAGCUAUGCGGAAAAAACAGAAGAACAGAUGAAUGUCUUGCACAGAGACUUAGAGUACACUACAGCAAUACUGAAAGAAAAGGAUUUAAUGAUUGAAUCUCAGAAGGAACUGAUUGAGACCUUCCAAAAAGAAGAGCAAGACUCUGGACAGCAGAAGGAAAUUCUGCAGCAGCUUCAAGUGGCACUGAAGGAAAAAGAACAAGAAAUGUUAUCCCUUAGAAAGCAAUGUGAGGCGUGGAAGGAAAAGGAGGAAAAGCGUGAAGCUGAGCAAACAAAUCUCCAAGCAACAAAGCUGACUCUGAAAGAAAGAGAGGAAAAGAUAGAGGUUCUGGAGGAAGCUCUCUCUAAGCUUCAACAGCAAAAGGAGGAGGCAGCGAGGCAGACCAAAGCCGUACAGCAAAAACUAGAAUACGCUGAAUCUUCUCUAGAAGCGAGAGAUCAAGAGAUAGUGUCUUUGCAAGAGCACGUCCAGGAGCUUCGAGAGCAGAAGGAGUUAGAAGGCAAGCAGGCCAAGAGUCUAGAGCAGGAUCUAGACAAAAUGAGCCAAAUCUUGAAGGAGAACCAUUUGGAGUUCCUCAGGCAGACAGAGCAAAUGAACAUGUUCCGGCUUCGUGAAGAAAGCACGAAAGUAGCACUAACAUCAUGCCAGCAGCAAGUGGAUCUGCUUGAGCAAGCGGUGAGGAAGAGAGAUGAAGACAACGAAACUCUCAUGCAAAAACUCCAGCGCCAAGAAGAAGAACUGAAGACCUUGCAGAAUCUCCAGCCUAGGCUAACCAAGAAGAAUGAAGAGGUUAGGCAUGGCAGAGAGCAAGAGAAGCUCCUGGAAGAAGCCUUGCAUGAGAAGGAGCAAGAGACCAAGGCUGAAGGUGAACUAAAAGAGUUAGAAGAGGAAGUAAGAGCUCUUCGGGAAGAUCUCCAGCAUGUUCAGCCGACUCUGACAAAGAAGGAUGAGGAGAUCGAGAACCACAGAGACAGAGUCGGGUACUUAGAGCAGACUCUGACAGAGAGAGAACAAGAGCUUAGGAGGCAGAGUGAGCUCUUGAAACAAUUAACAUCAGCUUUGCGAUGGAAGGAUGGCGGGGAGACCCUGCAGAAACAAAUCCAGAAACUCCAGAAAUGGGAGGAAGAGGAAGCAGAGAAGCGGCGAGUUCUCCAGGAGAGAGACCGUUCCUUGCAAAGACAGAAGGAGCUAACGCAACAACUGGAGGAUGAGCGGAAAGCCAACGGGGAAGAAUUGGAGCGCACGAUUGCUAUUUUGAAGCAGACCGAGAGCAGAGAAGUCAAAUGGAAAGAGAAGGCACAAGCACUGACUCUUGCCCUUACCAAGAGUGAAAUGGCCAAUGGGACUCUGAGGGAAGAAAUAGCCAUCCUGCAGAGCAUGGUUUCGGAGAGGGACACGGACCGGUUUCAUCAUCAGCAGGCUAUUGCAGAAGGGGAGCAGCUAUCGUGGCUCUCGGAGAAGAGACUCCUGUCACAGCAGCUGGAAUGUCUGCAGCGAGCAGUUGCAAGGCUGGAACUGGAGAAGGCGGAGCUGAAGCAACUCAAUGCUGAGCUCAGGAGGACUCUCGAGCAGGUUUCUGUGACCCUUUCUCCUAUCACCAACGUGCAGGUGGAACGUGAACGGAGGAGACUGAAGAGAUAUCACAGUGGUCGGUCGCUGCCAGAUGCGUGCGGAUUUUUGCUGUCUGACCAGCACAAGAUGGCUGCUUCUAGACAGGAGGAGUCUCACGCUCACUGCAGUCGUCGAUUAGCUGAGUUGCAGAACCAGGUGUCCCUUCUGCAGACGCAGCUGGCACAAGAACGAAAAUACAAGCAGGACUAUAUCGAGCGCUGUGCCAAGACCAGCCAGGAGCUGUCAGACCUUCACCAAGAGCUGUCUCGCUCCUUAGCAGCUGUGGUCAGGGAGCCGAAAGCUGCU
Molecule: messenger RNA, 5395 nt
Organism: Haliaeetus leucocephalus (bald eagle)
Lineage: Eukaryota; Metazoa; Chordata; Aves; Accipitriformes; Accipitridae
Product: centrosome-associated protein CEP250-like
Exons: 18
Biological process (GO): cilium assembly
Source: RefSeq, a predicted model, not a curated record